CAUGCUCAACAGGAAGCCGGCGUCGCUGAAGCGCGCGUUCGAGCGGCGGCAUCCGCAGGUGGCGGGGGAGGCGGACAGCGCGCUCUACGCCAGCAAUCUGCUGCUUUUCGCGCUCCACCGCGCCCUCCGCGCCUGCACCCUGCGCACCGCGCUCGCCGCCUCCAAGACCGUACCACUGGACCAACUUCUGUACCGCAGCAUAACCACCUUCGCCACUCUGCACCGCAUGCACCUCGAGGCCCAGCAGCAGCAGCAGCGCACGCGGCGGCAGGCGUCCAGCAAGGGCGCGGCGGGGGGCAGGGGAGCGCCGCCCAGGCCGCCGUCCAUGGGGCUCGAGCAGCAGCACGUGCAGGCGGGUGGUGGCGAGGAGGAGAGCAGCGCGGACAAGGAGAGGGCGGCGCAGGCGGAGGCGAUGGCGCUGGGGUUCACGCGGGUGGCGCCACUGCUGGGCGAGCUGGCCACGCCUGCCACGGCGGCCUGCCUGCACCACCACCUCGCCUUCACCCGCGCUGCCAACUCGCCCUCCGCCCAGCCUCCCCCCUCGGGCCUCUCUGCUGACCGCAUGCACCAGUUCGUGGCGGCCGUGGCGCACGAGCAUGCGGCGAUGGGCAAGCGCACGGGGGUGGUGGCAGCAACAUUGGGGUUGCAGGAGAGGGAGGUGGUGGUGGCGGAGAGUGACGCCACGCUCUACAUCGAUGCACCGGGGGCGCCCAAGACACUCGUGGGCCAUGGCCGCCUCUACCUCACCCCGCUCGCCCUCUACUUCCAGGCAGACGCCACGGGCUUUCUGCGCACGGUGGCGGGCAGGGUGGAGCGCUUUGACCUGGCAGCGGUGGGGGCGGAGGCGGCGGUGGCAGCGGUGGCGCCGGACGCUCUCGCCCUCAACGUCUUCUCCAUGACGCGCUCCCUCGCCCUCUCCUCCCGCCUGCAGGCGGCAUGGACGGUGGAGUUCAUCGAGUACAAGCUGCAGCGCCAGCGCGACCUCUGGCAGGCGCUGCUGGGGGAGGUGCUCGCGCUGCACGCCUUCCUUGCUGACUACCGCCCUGCGCCCACUGAGGUGCUGCCAGCUGGCACGCAGGAGGGGGAGGAGGAGUAUGAUGACGAUGAGCUGAGUGAUGACGUCAGCGAUGAUGAUGAGGGGGAGGUGGAGGAUGAGGAGGGGGAAGAGGGGGAGGGGAGUGAGGAGGGGAAGGAGGAGGCGGAGAAGCCAUCACUGGAGGUGUUGCUGGUGGAGGAGGGCAGCCAGCAGGCCGUGUGGAUGAUGGUCAACGCCGUGCUGCAGCUGCAGGCUCUGCAAACGGUCAUCGGCAGCACGCCAGCGCACCCGUGCCGCGUGCUGCCCUUCUCGUGGGCGCGCACCGUGCCCGAGGGUCAUCUGGUGGAGCAGGCGCUCGCGCUGCUGCUGUGGGGCCCGCAGCGCCUGCCCGCCCUGCGCACCGCCAAGUGGUCCGCCAAGCGCCUCGCGCUGCUGCUCAAGGGGGGGCGGGGAAAGGAGGGGGAUGGCGGGGGGAGGGGGGGAACGGUGAUGGGAGAGGCGUGGGCCGGCACUGCUGGGGGGCUCAGACCUCUGGGGCGGUCGGCUUCCUGGAAGCUUCAGUCGUCAGUGUCGUUCUGGAAAGGGAGGGAGGCGGGCGGGUCGAUGGCGAGUGAGGGAUCGGUGGGGGGUGGGGAGGAGGAGGAGGACGAGGUGGAGGAGGAGGAGGAGGAGGAGGAGAAGAGGGGGUUUGGUGAUCGCAUUCAGAUGAAGCUGGAGAAGGCUGUGCGCGUGGCGAGGGAGAGGGAGGAGCUAGCAGACAGGGCGCAGGCAACAGUGGAGGGGUCGCUCAUUGACGACAUCCCCAGCAACGUCACUCUCCUCCUGCAUCUGCUGCGGCCGGUGUACAGCGGGGUGCGGGCGGCGGUGGACAUCAUUCAGUGGAAGGAGCCGCUCGCCACCAUCCUCGCCGCCAUGCUCAUGCUCUUCCUCCCCCUUGCCCCAACUCUCUGUUCUCCUGGCCCUGCUUCUGCCUCUCCUGUCCGUCUUCUUCCCCAUUCCAAUGGUUCCCUCCAUUCCAAUGGUUCCCUCCAUUCCAAUGGUUCCCUCCAUUCCAAUGGUUCCCUCCAUUCCAAUGGUUCCCUCCAUUCCAAUGGUUCCCUCCAUUCCAAUGGUUCCCUCCAUUCCAGGGGAUACUUCUGGCUGCUGCCGGCGCUGCUGCUGCUGCUCCUCGCCGCCAUCAUCAUCUUCUAUCGCCUCACCAACCCCUCCUCGCCGCCGUCACAACCCUCCUCUCUCCCUCACGGCCCUGGCUCCCCCAAGUCCACAGCCUCACAGGUAGCCCCCGGCAGCCCCGCCCUGGCCUCCUCGCCGGCGCCACCAGCGUCAGCAGCAGCGGGGGGGCGGUGGGGCAGGGGGGGCGGGGCGAUGCGGCUGCUGGUGGUGGAGAUGGAGCCGACGCCCACGACGAUGGCGCAGGUGCUGAUGGUGAAGGACGGCAUCGCGGCGGCGCUCACUGUCUUCCAGCGCAUCAACGUCGCGCUGCUCAAAGUUCGCAGCAUCUUCCAGUCCGCCGAGCCACAGUCUCACAUGCACCUGCUGCCUUUCCCCUUCUCCACUCAACUGUUCGUGGUUGGACUUUGGACCGAUGGUUUGCACUCAUCACCCCUUCACCUGUGCAUCACCCCUUCACCUGUGCAUCACCCCUUCACCUGUGCAUCACCCCUCCCCCUGUGCGUCACCCCUCCCCCUGUGCAUCACCCCUUCCCCCAACAGCUAUCGGACAAGGUGCUGCUGCUGCUGCUGGCAGGGGCAGCAGCGGCUGUGGUGGUGCCGCUGCUGGUGCCGGCGCGGGUGAUUGGCACGGUAGCAGUGCUGCACCUCUUCUCCGCCUACUUCAACUUCCAGAAGCAGAAGGGCGGCCCGCAGACCUCCUCCCUGGGCCACAAGCUGCGGCGCUGGUGGCAGCUCGUGCCCGUUCCCCCCGUCAGGGUCGUCGUCGCCGGCUCUGGUGGCGACAAGGUGAAGUGA
Closterium sp. Yama58-4 is the source of this 3004-nucleotide messenger RNA. The record is from the annotation of a GenBank genome assembly. Lineage: Eukaryota; Viridiplantae; Streptophyta; Zygnematophyceae; Desmidiales; Closteriaceae.